This is a messenger RNA of Neoarthrinium moseri, 1020 nucleotides long. RefSeq lists its product as uncharacterized. Lineage: Eukaryota; Fungi; Ascomycota; Sordariomycetes; Amphisphaeriales; Apiosporaceae. Gene Ontology annotation, molecular function: fatty acid elongase activity. The transcript is spliced from 4 exons. Gene Ontology annotation, biological process: fatty acid elongation, monounsaturated fatty acid; sphingolipid biosynthetic process; very long-chain fatty acid biosynthetic process. The record is from RefSeq and is a predicted model, not a curated record. Bases 1 to 1020 code for a protein of 339 amino acids. Gene Ontology annotation, cellular component: endoplasmic reticulum membrane.
AUGGCGACCUCACCCCCCGCGGCUCUCUACGAGUCGUUCCCCAUCCCGACCAUCGACCGGCCCUUCGGCAUCCACCUCUGGCCCAUCUUCAAUAAGGCCUUCGAGUAUGUCGCCGGCUACCCUGCCGACGACUUCAAGUUCGUCGCCGGCGAGACCCCCAUGUCGACCCUGAAGGAGACCUCCAUCUUCGUUGUCAUAUACUACAUUGUAAUCUUUGGUGGACGCGAGCUGAUGCGGAACCGCGAGCCCUUCAAGCUCAAGUCCCUCUUCCUCAUCCACAACUUCUACCUGACCGCCAUCAGCGCCAGUCUGUUGGCCCUGUUCAUUGAACAGCUCCUGCCCACCAUCGUGCGCAGGGGGCUCUUCUUUGCCAUCUGCGACCACGAUGGCGGCUGGACCCAGCCCCUGGUUGUCCUGUAUUACUUGAACUACCUCACCAAGUACCUCGAGCUUCUGGACACCGUUUUCUUGUUCCUCAAGAAGAAGCCCCUGACCUUCCUCCACUGCUACCACCAUGGCGCUACUGCCGUUCUCUGCUUCUCCCAGCUCCUCGGCCACACCUCCGUCUCCUGGGUCGUCAUCUCCCUCAACCUGGCCGUCCACGUCAUCAUGUACUGGUACUACUUCCAGAGCGCGCGUGGUGUCCGCAUCUGGUGGAAGGAGUGGGUCACCAAGGGCCAGAUCAUCCAGUUCAUCAUCGACCUCGGCUUUGUCUACUUCGCAUCCUACACCUACUUCACUUCGACCUACUUCACCUGGAUGCCCAACCACGGCAAGUGCGCCGGAGAGGAGUUCGCCGCCUUCUCUGGAAUGGGCGUUCUCAGCUCGUACCUCGUCCUCUUCAUCUCCUUCUACUUCGCCACCUACAAGAAGGAGGGCAAGGCGCCUAGUGCGCGCAAGGCCGUCCGUCGCAUGUCGCAGGCCCCCGUCCCCGAGCCCCACACGGUCGCCGCCGCCGUCUCCGGAAGCCAGACCAAGGCCAAGUCCAACGGCGUCACCACCCGAUCCCGCAAGGCUUAA